AUGCCCAAGGAUGCAGCACCCGAAGUCAUGCCCGAGCUCUCCGCUCAACGCCUCUUCACACUCAAUGGCAAGGUCGCCCUCGUGACCGGCGGUGGUACCGGUAUCGGCAAGAUGAUCGCCGCCACCUACAUUCGCAACGGUGCCAAAGUCUACAUCGCCUCUCGCAAGCUAUCCGACCUCCAAAAGGUUGCUGCUCAGCUCUCCAAACUCCACCCUUCCGACCCCGAGGGCAAACAAGGUCUUUGCAUUGCCCUUCAAGCUGAUGUUGGUAGCAAAGCUGGAUGCGAUGCCCUCGCUGAACAGGUCAAGAAGGUCGAGUCCAGAUUGGAUAUCUUGGUCAACAACUCGGGUUUGACUUGGGGUGCCCCCAUGGUCGACUUUCCCGAGCAGAAGGGUUGGGAUAAGGUGUUCGAUUUGAAUGUCAAAAGUCAGUUUUAUUUGACUGUUGCAUUGCUGCCAUUGUUGGAAGCGGGAAAGAGCAACACCGAACACGCUAGUGUUUUGAACAUUGCUAGUACUGCUGCCAUCGUGCCCCUCGCUGAAGGUGGAUUGUCGGCUCCUGGCAACGGAACCUAUUCUUACCAACCCUCGAAGGCAGCCUCAUUGCACCUUACUCGAGUCCUCGCCAACUCGCUCGCUGAAAAGUACAUUAUGGUCAACGCCAUCUGCCCCGGUGUCUUCCCCUCCCGUAUGACCGCCUACGGUCUCGAGGAGAACCGUGACUUGCUUGAAGGCAUCCAGCCUACCGGCCGUGUCGGUACACCAGAGGACAUUGGCGGCGUUGCCAUGUUCUUUGCUUCUCGUGCGGGCGCUCAUUGCACCGGUACUGGCAUUGUUGUGGACGGUGGUCAGAGUAUUCAGUUCCAGCCCCGUCUCUAG
Messenger RNA from Ustilago hordei, 879 nucleotides. Its product is annotated as putative NADPH-dependent beta-ketoacyl reductase (rhlG). Lineage: Eukaryota; Fungi; Basidiomycota; Ustilaginomycetes; Ustilaginales; Ustilaginaceae. The transcript has 2 exons. Bases 1 to 879 code for a protein of 292 amino acids. The record is from RefSeq and is a predicted model, not a curated record.